This is a messenger RNA of Melopsittacus undulatus (budgerigar), 5844 nucleotides long. RefSeq names its product ABI family member 3 binding protein (gene ABI3BP). Gene Ontology annotation, molecular function: protein binding. The record is from RefSeq and is a predicted model, not a curated record. Bases 61 to 4650 code for a protein of 1529 amino acids. Gene Ontology annotation, biological process: extracellular matrix organization; positive regulation of cell-substrate adhesion. The transcript is spliced from 55 exons. NCBI's taxonomy places the organism in Eukaryota, Metazoa, Chordata, Aves, Psittaciformes, Psittaculidae.
GCAGUACUUCUGUGUGUUACCUGUCAGAAUCAUUCCUAGUGCAAGGUUGGGUUUGUGACCAUGAUGUCAAGAUUGGUUUUUCUCCUUUUCUGUGGAUAUAUUGCACUAAACCUGGGAAAUGCUCAGAAAUUGCCAAGAGUGAAAAGGCAGAGUCUAAAAGUUCAGAUCAAUGCAACAGAUGACACCAUUUGCAUGAGGUAUCUUCGAGCAAGUCAAAACACCAGACUAGAAGGUUUUGUCCUGGGUUAUGGAAGCAGUUUCUUUUCUAAUCAGUACAUUCCUUUACCUUCAGAAGGAAAAAACUACGUAACAGAACUUGAUGCUGAGCCACGGUAUUUAGUUUCAGUAAGACCAGCACGUGUUUCAAGUAACAAGAAAUCUUGUUCAGGUCGGACCAAGAAUCAAAAGCCUCUGCAGCUGAUAGUUGGCACUCUUACCCCAACCUCCGUUUUCCUCUCCUGGGGCAUCCUAGUCAACCCUCAGCAUGACUGGACAGCAACUACAAACUGUGCUAGUGACAGGUUCUAUACAGUUCGCUACAGAGAAAAGGGUAAAGACAAGAAAUGGGUUUUUCAGCUUUGCCCAGUUACAGAGACAGUGGUGGACAAUCUGAAGCCAAACACGCUUUAUGAAUUUGGAGUUAAAGACAAUCUAGAAGAUAGUAUUUGGAGCAAGACUUUAAAUCAUAAGACAGUUCUGUCUAGCAAAAAGGUAAAUGGACAGCUCCAGAAUGUGUACAAGUUGGUACCUAAUUCCCAGACACAGCUUAAACUGCGUGAUAAUAAGAGGUUGGUUCCUGUCACAAUAAUCAAACAAGUUAUUCAAAAUCAGACGCAGUCAAAAACUUCAGAUAGUUCUUCGCUCCCAGGAGCAAUAUUAGUGCAUCUUAUUGUUCCGGGUCUCAAUGAAACUCAGCAGAAGCUUUCCCCUCUCCUGCCAAUAGAUGACAUACUUCAAGCAUCCACAAAAAAAAUGGCUAAGAACGAAACUCGAGUGUGGCCUGCUGAAUCCAAAACACCAGCAGUUCAAGAAAUCUCUCCAGAGUCACUCCCAGCUCAGGCUGAGAAAAAACACGGACCUGAGGAAUUUAAAUCAACACCUAAACCCAAAUUGGUGCAAACUCAAAACAUACUGGCUUCUAAUGAAAUACAGCCUCUUCCUUCUGGAUCCAGAAUCUCUGAUGUUCCAAAAAGUCCAUUGACAGAGCUCGCCUUUGAGGAAACACAGCCUAUUUCUUCAGGAUCCAGAGCAUCUUGUACCACAGAAGUGCAACCAACCAGAUCUGCUUCACGUGACUUUCUUCAUGUUACUUCUACUCCCCAGAUUUUAACAGCUUCAGAAAUACAAGGCACUGGUGAAAGGAAGCCUUUUUCUUCAAGAUCCACAACAUCUAGCAUGCCAGAAAUGUCACCGAUAUCAGCUGUUACCCAGAGACCAAAGCUGAAACCUACCUUUCCUUACCUUGCAAGUCAAAGAACAUUGGAGGCAACCCAGAGACCGGAGCUGAAAUCCACCUCAUCUGCUUCAUUGAAUACCAUACGGACUGUGAAGGCUACUCGAAGACCAAGGCUGAAGCCCACCACUCCUUCCUCCCUGACAAUGCAUCAAACUGUGAUGGUAACUAUUCAAGCACCUUUCAAACCUAUUACACCUGACAACGUUGAAGUAGAAUCGGCUUCUGAUGAAACACAGCUUAUUUCUUCAAGGACCACAACAUUUGCUAUCCCAGAAAUGCGAUCAACAAAAUCUGCAACCCAGAGACCGGAGCUGAAAUCCACCUCAUCUGCUUCAUUGAAAACCAUACGGACUGUGAAGGCUACUCGAAGACCAAGGCUGAAGCCCACCACUCCUUCCUCCCUGACAAUGCAUCAAACUGUGAUGGCUUCACUGGACUCUUAUCAUCUUACUUUCCCAUCCCAAAUACCUGCAUCUGCAGAAAUAUCAAAAAUAGAGACUGUUACAAGUUCAGCUGACCUGGAAAAAUCUGUGUCUCCACUUUCCAGAACUCCUCAUGUGCUAACAACAACUACGGCAACAAGUAAAUCCAUUCUGGAAUCUUUCACAUCUAAAACUUCUCAUCCUUUUCAAUGGCCAAGUGUAACAUUAGCUACAAAAGAAAUACCGCUUAUUCCUUCUAAACUGAAACCAUCUGCUACCCCAGAAGCACAGCAUGUGAAACCUGCCCCUAAACCGUCACUUUUGGAGCCUAAAGCUUCUCAGACUGUUGAAAAACCAAAAACAACACUAGCUCCUAAAGAAGCAAAACUUAAACCUUCUGCAUCUAAACAUAGACCAUCUGGCAGACCCAAAAAGCCACGAACUAAACCCGCAUCAACUAUUCUGGUGUCAGUCACUACUAGGAGUCCCUACAUAUAUGAACGUCCAAAGACUGCAGAGGUCUUGGAACCUAUUACACUUAGAAUUGAACCACCAAGGUCAACAAUAGCUCCAACAGAGACUCAGCAUAUUCCUUCUAUACCUAAAACUUCACCCAAAACUCAUAUCCCACAAGCCAAAGAUGUCCUGAAAUCUGUAACACUUAGAACUGAUCAACUAAAACCAGCAAUAGUUCCAAAAGAAACACAGCAUUUUCCCUCCAAACCUAGAACAUCACCAAGCUCAGAGGUGCCACAAACCAAAGCUGCUCCUAACAAUACACGUCAUGGGACUUCUGAACCUAAAACAUCACCCAGUCCACAUGUUCCUCCAACUAGAGCAAGUCCAAAAGAAAGUCGGCGAGUGUCUUCCAAGCCUAGAGCAUCACCAGGUCUGGGCAUAACAUACACAAAAACUGCUCCUCAAGAACCACAACAUACUCCCUUUAAACCAAAAGCAGAUCCCAUUCCAGAUGCUCCACACAGGAAGCCCGAAAUCGUUCCAGCCUUCCAAGAACCAGAUACUACUACUAUUCCUCACGUUCCUGAAAGAACUAAGGCAACACUGGCUCCAACUGAAAAACAGUUCAUUCAUACCAAGCCAAAAACAUCUGAAAAACCAAGAGUGCCGCACACCAAACCUGCAAUACGUCAGACAACUCCACAACCAAUUAUUACAAAACCUUCUACUACCACCGAGCAUUCAAGGGCAACAAUGGCUCCAAAAGAAACACUGCUCAUUCCUUCCAAACCCAGAACAUCUGUUGGGCCAGAAGUACCACAGUCUAAAGCUGCUCCAAGAGCAACACACCCGGGAUCAAUUAACCUUGUAACAGUUCAUGUUGUUGAUGGAUACAAAAUUACUUUGGCUCCCAGUGAAACGUACCAGAUUUCACCCAAGGCCAAAACUGCUUUGGCAACUGAAAUUCCACGCUUCAGUACAGCACCCUAUAAAACACGUUUCACUUCUGCAAGACCAAAGCUAUCUGAUAAAUCACAGACCAGACAAGUUCUUAGCAGAACCACACUAGCACCAGCUAGAACAAAAGCAUCUGGACUGCCAAAGUGGAUUGUGCCAACAACAGAUGAGGCACAUACACCUGAGGAUAUUGCCAGACAAAUUGGCAUUGAUGUACAAAAACCUUUGGAAUAUAUUGAUAACUGGGAAAAGGCAGUUUCUGUAACCACAUCACCUGGCCCUCAGCAUCCUCCUCUGCCUCCUCCUGUCAAGCCUACACAAAUGCGAAGAAAACCUCUGCCUCCAAACACUGUGACUGGUAAACCAGGGAUGCCAGCUAAACCCGCUGGACCAACAACACCUGUGAGGACAGGAACGUCAUAUAAGAUGCCAACAGCUUUUGCAACUCCAGACUAUUAUAUUGAUGUAACUGUCUUCAGCUCAAGUCCUACAUCAGAAACAGAUUCUUCAGGCAAACCAAGGUACCAAGCCCCCCAUGUCAAGUACAUGAAGAAAGAUGAUGAUGUGCCUUGCUCGAUCACAAGCUCUCUUGAACAUUUUCCACAAGAGGAAGCUAACAGCAAGGAAGAACCUACUCGUCCUCCACAAAAUCCUCCAACAAACCUCACAGUGGUGACUGUUGAGGGCUGUCCAACUUUCGUCAUACUGGACUGGGAGAAACCAGACAAUGACACUGUUACUGAGUAUGAGGUUGUGUCAACUGAAAAUGGAGCAACUGAUGGUGAAAAGGAGAAAUCGAUUAUCACUACAAAUCAAACUCAUUCUACUGUGGAAAACCUAAAACCUGACACAAGUUAUGAAUUCCACGUGAAGCCUAGAAAUCCUCUUGGUGAAGGUCCAAGUAGUAAUGUUGUGGCAUUCAGUACUGAAUCAGCGGACCCAAGAGUGAGCGAGCCAAUUUCAAUGGGAAAGGAUGCUAUCUGGACUGAAAUCCCAUUCCAUUCAGACACCUAUUCAGAAUGCAAAGGGAAACAAUACGUAAAGAGGACUUGGUAUAAGAAGUUUGUAGGUGUGCAGCUGUGUAACUCUUUGAGAUACAAGAUAUACCUCAGUGAUUCACUUACAGGAAAAUUUUAUAACAUAGGAGACCAGCGGGGCCAUGGAGAAGAUCACUGCCAGUUUGUAGACUCAUUCUUAGAUGGAAGGACAGGACAGCAAGAAGAUCUGCCGGUCAAAGAUGGAUUUUUCAGGGCCGUACGUCAGGAACCUGUCAAAUUUGGAAAAAUUGGCGGGGAGACUCACAUUAACUACGUUCGUUGGUACGAGUGCGGAACAUCAAUCCCUGGGAAAUGGUAGAUGUGAACGUGGAAAGAAGGCCGAGCACUUCCCACCUGCCUGACUGCCCAGCAUGGGCUCAGAGAUGGCAAUGUCCACAGUACACCUAGCACUGCAGUGUGUUUGCUGAUGUGCAAGGGUUUAUACAAGUCUAAUGCCAAUACUACAUUAAUUGUGUACUAGUGUAGGCUGCUUACUGUAUGUAGUUAUCCAGUUUUACAGACCUUUUUUUGGAUUUAAAAAAUAAAUUCCAACCAGGCUAGGGCCAUGUUGUAGGAUACUGUGUAGGGAAGCUGGCUCCCUAUUCCCGAGGUAUGGUUUAUUUGGUAUUUUAAAAGAUGCAGUGUGUAUAUUAUUUAUCACAAUGUUGCAAUAAAUGUUUAAGGCACAGUUAUGGCAGAGUCGGUCAUGGAAUGCAGCAUGCUUUAGUUCUUAAGUAUUCACUGGUCUUCUACAACACAAGUGCCAUAAGCUCCCUGUCCGGAUGGAUCUGUCAUAAAUAGAGAAGACACUACAAUUGUUAAUAUCCUGCAACCAGUAAACUUGAAUCGCUGUCUCCUUACUUGUACAAACAGUUUAUAUUCCUGCCAGCACACAGAGGAAGGUUGCUCUACAUGCAGCUUUGCAUCAUCAGGUUGGUGGGUUUUCCAAAGGUUCCAGCACCAGAGCACAUUCAGCCCCUGGCUGCAGAGCUGGACUGCAGUGGGUGGUUGGGCUACCUGAAAGCAGGCAGGUGCCUAUGGUCAGAGAGUGACAAACAUGGAACUGCCCCUCAAGGCUCCAGCUUUUCAUAGGAAUGUAGUUUUUGGAGGCUGAGACUUCCUGGCUCAAAAGCUAAGUGUACAUACAGGGGGCUUGGAAAGAGAAAUGAAAUGGGAAAAUAAUAAGCUAUUGUUGUUACAGCAUAAUCAGGUUUAUUUAAAAGAAGAAAGUGUUCACUGGGGACAAAGAGGAAAUAGUGAUAACUGAACUUUAAAAACUGCCUUACAGUUAAUUAAAACCUCUCCCAAAGCUACUUGUACUGCUUGACCAUUUAUGAACUAAAGAGAUGUAGGUUUUUUUAAAGGUGUUAUUCACUACAUUACUAAGGUAUUGAAAAAAUAUGAACAGGAACAGCCAGAUAUAUAUAUAUAGUAGAAAUAGUCAUUUAUAGAAAAUGCCUUAUAAAGUACAUUGCAGGUACACUGUACUCCUAAUAAAGUAUUUUUUAAUCAA